CGGGAGGAUGCUUUGGGGGGCUAUCGCGCGCGGGGGCUCUAACUUGACAAGAUGAGCUUGCCAGCAGAGGUUGUGCAGAAGAUCCAGGACUUUGCCAAAAGUUGCAAUGAAUUUGAGACGCAACGCGAGCAAGAGUUCACUGGCGCAAGCCACUCCGGUAACUAUGGAAAGGAGCUCGAUGCAACCCUGAAGAGUCUACAGGAGCAGGCUGAAAGACAAGAAUCUACACUGAAUAGACUGCGAGCAAGGAGUCCUCUCGAUCUCCCUCGACCAGAUCUAGACCCCGCGACCCGCCUUGCGCAAACUCGUCGAGCUGCUGCUGCCUACCGAUCUCUCACUGCCAAACAACCAGAGCUGCCCGCACCUGGCUCCCCUCUCAGUGGCCUUUUGGUAUUCCGGGAUUCCAUCCGGUUGAUUCGAGAGCUCAAAGCCAGCAUCUCCGCCGUCACGCAAGAUCUCGUCGCGAACCGCGAGCGAUUGAACACGGAAGAAGCAAAUCUCCGGGAUGCGCGAAUGAUUACAGCAGAAUUGCGAAGAAGGUUGGAGGCCGUGCAAACCCAGCAACAACAAGAAGCGAGGAAGAAGAAGAAACCCUCACAACUCGCCAAGGAGCUGAUUCAGAAGGAGCGAAACAGAGAAACAGAGCUCGACAGAAGGACGGCCGAGUUAAAGGUUGCAUUGAAGAGUUUUGUUGACGAGCACCUUGCUUCCAUGUUGGCAGCUGAAGAUCUGGGUGGACCCGUGGUGGGUGACCAGGUCGAUAUCUCCGACAGCACACUUGAAGCUGGGUAUACAGCUCAUGGCAAGGAGAAGAAGCCCAAAACAAAGCAUGUAGAUGAUGCGGAUUCGAGGCAGCAGCGGAUUGAUGACCUUGUUCGCCGUCGAGCUAGCGGUGUUGAGGGGCCAGCUUCGACGGUCAACAAUAGAAGGGAUGCUUCGGCAGCGGAGUUUCACGCCUUGAUUGACAGGCUAUUGGAUGCAGCAUCAACUUCAUCCUAUAUCGAGCUUGAAAAGGAUUCUGCUGUAUCAAGAUUCCUUGUCAAAGCCAAAGUGGCGCAAUUCCAUCCAAGAGACUCGCGAAAAUUACGACUGGUGGAUGUUGCGAGAGAUAUAUCUGACUAACACCCUCCCAGCUACACGUCCAUCGCAAGGAAAUCUUCCAUUAUGAUCAAUCAUACGGUUACAGACGCAUUUUUCUGUCGUACAUGGGAUGCAUCUAAACUGCUAGUCUAUUGUAUCAUCCCGCAUGGCAAAUAGUUGCUUGAGAAGCUCCUCCACGUUGGCCCGCAGAGCGUUGUGGUACAUGGUAUUGGUGAUAAAGUUCUUGCACCCCUUAAUUGACGCAGCUGUCUCUCUCGCGAAAUCAUAAUGCACGUACAUGUCAUCAACGUAUGUGGCUGAGUAUACCGGGACUUCAUUGUUUGCCAGCUGUUCUUUGUCGUAUAAUUCUGGCCAGUCAUCGUACGAGGCAACGAUGUCAGCGGCCUCUUUAAUCUGUUUUAAUUCGGUAGAUGUCUCGAAGAGAUUCUUGUAAACCUGCGCUAGUGUGAGCAACCUUUCCUCAUAGCUGCAGAAAACGAUAAUAACCCUACCAUCUCUCCUGUGAAGAAUAUCCCUUCUGGAUUUCCUCGGCUUCGGAAACUGGACAGUUUCUGAAUCACCCUAUCGGCACACCAAUUCGAAGCAGCCCUAUCCGAGUGUUAGCAGAUGUUACCAGUUGAGCUCGCAGAUUGAACAUGCUAACCCCUGGCAAUAGAUGGCCUCGUGGAGGACGGCAUAGAUAAUGCUGUUGUCAAAAGUACUACCACUGUCAACCAAAGAGAUUGUCGGCCGUGUGAGGAAGCCAAACACCUCGAGAUCAUUGGAGCACCUGAGGACAAUGUCUGGAUAGUUUCAGUGUUAGAAAUGAGUUUCUGCCUUUCGGACUCUGCUUAACGCACCAUGGACGUAAUCAAGCCCUCCUGUUUUUUU
Messenger RNA from Coccidioides immitis RS, 1971 nucleotides. RefSeq lists its product as uncharacterized. The transcript is spliced from 2 exons. Gene Ontology annotation, biological process: mitotic sister chromatid segregation; kinetochore assembly. Lineage: Eukaryota; Fungi; Ascomycota; Eurotiomycetes; Onygenales; Onygenaceae. The coding region runs from base 52 to 1122 and encodes 356 amino acids. Gene Ontology annotation, cellular component: nucleus. The record is from RefSeq and is a predicted model, not a curated record.